CUCCUGUCACUCGGCGGGCUCCUCGUGACUCAACGCCGCAGGAGGGCAGGAAAGAAGCCGGUCUUGGGAGAGACCGUCCCUCCCCCCCUCCAGAGAGCCCGUGCGGGGAGAGAGGAGGCGGGCUGGUUUGAACGUGGCCGGGCGGUUUGUGGCCGGCGUCUCCUUCGCUCGUUGGGGCGGGCGCACCAAGACGCAUGUCGUAGCAGCGCCCGCGCCGCCUGCCUGGGUGAAGACAGCGCGCGGGCGGGCGUGUUUUUCUUCCCCUUCUCUCUCUCUCUCUCUCUUCGCCCACCCGCCUCCUGCUGCUUUUCCUCCCGCUCCUCCCCUGCGUUGCCUGGUCACAAGGGCCGAAGAAACGACGGCUGUGUAGUAAUGGAGGAGGCGGCGGGGGGUUAAGCAGAGACAAGAAGACGCCCGGAGGGGCGCUCCCCUUCGCCCUUGGCGGCGAAGGCUGCUUUAUCGCGGCGCCUCUUUUCUUGGCCCGCCCCUGAUUCGUAUGGCUUUCAUGAUGAUGAAGAAGAAGAAGUUCAAAUUUCGCGUGGAGCUGGAACUGGACGAGCUCUCCUCGGUGCCCUUCGUCAACGGGAUCCUCUUCUGCAAGGUGCGGCUGCUGGACGGCGGGAGCUUCAGCGGAGAGUCCUCCAGGGAAGUGGUUCAAGCAAACUGUGUUCAUUGGAAGAAGAGGUUUUCGUUUAUAUGUAAAAUAAGUGCAAGUGCCACGACAGGGAUUCUGGAUCCCUGCAUCUGCAGAGUCUCUGUACGAAAGGAAUUAAAAGGAGGGAAGACUUACGCAAAGUUGGGUUUUGCAGAUCUUAACCUGGCAGAGUUUGCCGGAUCAGGAAAUACCACUCGCCGCUGCUUACUGGAAGGUUAUGAUACCAAAAACACAAGGCAGGACAAUUCAAUUCUCAAAAUCUUAAUCAGCAUGCAACUAAUGUCUGGAGACCCUUGCUUUAAAACACCUCCAUCUACAUCAAUGUCUAUACCAAUUGCUGGAGAAUCAGAAUCCCUACAUGAAGACAGAAAAGGUGCAGAGAACACUAAAGGGUCACAUUUGACCGUAUCAGAUUUUACAAGCAAGAGCAUCUCAGUCCCAGAUGAAUUUGGAGCAUGUGGACAUUCUAGGACUUCUAGUUAUGCAAGCCAACAAUCAAAAGUAUCUGGAUACAGUACUGCACAUUCCAGAUCAUCCAGUUUCUCUGAUCUCUGUCAUAAAAGGAAUACCUCUGUGGGAAGCACAUCAACUGGUAUAAGUAGUAUUCUAGAGCCAUGUGAAGAGGCUGAAUCGAGAAGCACCGAGGAUAAUCUGAAAGCAACUAUGAAAGAUGCACUCUCAGAAAACUCAAACAGGCUACCAAUAAAACAGGAUUCUGUGGAAUCACAGCUGAAGAGGGUUGAUGCAACAAGAGUUGAUGCAGAUGACAUUGUUGAAAAAAUACUGCAGACUCAAGACUUCAGUUUGGACUCAAGUGCAGAAGAAGGACUAAGACUUUUUGUAGGUCCUGGAGGAAGCACUGCCUUUGGAAGUCAUCACUUACCUAAUAGAGCCGGAUCUGGAGCUUAUGAACAAGUAGUUAUAAAACGCUAGAAGAACUGGACUAAGUUGAUGGAUUUCCAGAAUUUAUUUCUCAAUAUUAUGAAGGAUGAGAUCUUCUGAAAGUUGGCAUACACUGUUAUGCCUAUUUAGAUACUUUAUAUUGAAAACACCUUCUUCUGACAUCAUUUAUAAGGGCAAUUUCCCAUCUUUUAGCAUGCUGCUAAUUUGUUGGCAGAUUUGUUGAUGGAGUUGUUGCAUUGUUCCAUAUGUAAAUCAAAUUGGGGUGGGGUUUGGGGGGUUUUUUUUGGAAAGCGGAAAACAUUCUAUAUAAUUGAACCUAUAUUGAAAUCAGUUGUCUGUAAGACCUUCAGUAAUGUUUUCUAUAGGCAAAUCAGAAUAGGAAAUGGAAAGUACUCAUUCAAGGAAGUGUUUUGAGAAAGUAGUACUUUUAUAAACGUGUGUAGUUUUAAAACAUGACAUGCAUUUCAGUAAUGUAUUUUUGUUAUCACUUGAAAAUGAGUGGCUAGCCCUAAAUAGGAAUGAUACGCAUAUUUUAUUACUGUUGAACAUACUCAGAGCCACACAGCUGCUGUACGUAUUCUUAAAAUAUGAAAAAGUAUGAGGUUGUAUUGACUGACAUUUAGUCUGUACCUAAAUCAUUAUUAUAGGAUUGAAUGAGAACUUUGAGCUCACAAGAUGAUUUGCAGAGAGAGCUUGGAAAAUAUCAUUUGAGAGUGCCUUGUUUCUAAGGGAAAAGGAAAUAACAAACUAUUUUAUGAAGCUUUAAUAAUAAAUAGUAAACCGCUAUAAAGAUAAGCACUUUAUAAAGGUUACUUCAGUCCAUGUGAAAUCCAUUAUUUUAGUUGAAGUUCCGACUUAGGCCUGACGUAAAUUGAGCAAAUGGCAUAAUAGCAAUUUCCUUACUUUUUGUUGCAUUAUGUUUGCCGGUCAUGGUCCAUAUAUGAAGGAAAUACUUGUCAGAUGCAGCAUCACCCGUGCAUACACUGACAUGGAUGAAUGCUUUGCGUCUAGUGCUGUCCAGUAUUAAAUUGCUUUUUUCCCAUGUCUUCUUAAAUAGAAUUUAUUUCAAUUAGACAUAUACAGAAGAAAUCUCCUGGCAGAACUGUGAUGCAUAAACAUCUGUAUAAACAAAACAAUAUAAUUUGCCUAUGCAACAAUUUCAACAAAGCAUUAUCUGACAGCAGAAACAUCACUUUUUUUUUGCUAAUGAUAUGAAAACUACCAAUAAUCUUUAACUAUAUCAAUAGUUGUUUAGUAGCUAGUCUCAUAUCUUUAAAAAAUAGAAAUUGAUACACCUUUAAAAAUAACUUUUAAUAAGCUAAUUAUAGGUAUCUUAUUUAGUGUCUUAUUUUUACUGUUUUCAUGGUAUCACUGAUUCUUUUUGAAAAGAGUAUGAGUUAUUUUUAGUUAAAUGAAGGAUUUUUAAUGUUUGAAAUAGUUUUUUAUAAAUAUCAUAGCUUUUUUGCUGAAAUCACAUGUGUGAACUCUUAAAAUAAUAUUUCUUUACUAUGGUACCCAACAGUGUUCUAUUAUGUUUCAACUUGUUCUAACUUGACUAAGUGGUUUUUUUUAAAGCUGCUAUUAAAAUAAUGGAAAGGGAACGCACAUGGUUUAUUUUGAAAUACACUUUAAUUUACUUUGAACUUUCUAGUAGUGUGGUUAAGUAAAACAAACCUAAGAUAGUGCUUGAAUUUAUUGAGGAAUGAUCUUAGUCCUGGAAAAUAACUGGUUAAAAUAAAUGACAGGGUCACUUACAGUACUCAUAAUGAGAAAUUAUCACACUCAACUAAAUAUUCCAGUGAAUAUAAUUAGUACAUCAAAUGCAAUAUUAGUCCAUUAGAAAUAUCCAAUUUUGUUCCUUUUAGAACUAGUACAGAGAGAAUUUCUCUCUUGGCAUUCAACAUAUUGGUGGUAACUCUUCUUAUUCCAUAUGCUCAUUCUAUGUAUUAAUUCUUCUGUGUAAAGUUUGAACAAAUAUCAUGCACUUUUAUUAAUUGUAUUAUUUUAAUGAAGUGAUUCCAGUACUAUCUGAGACAUGGGAAAUGAUCUUCAUAUUUAUAUGGCAUUAAACUUGUGUAAACUGUAUACUGACAUGCUAAUGUUUUUUAUUAAAACCAACAUUUUUAUCAUAAAAUACUUCAUUGUAAAGUGAACUUACAAAUUCAAUAAAAUUUGUCCUCAA
Pantherophis guttatus is the source of this 3740-nucleotide messenger RNA. RefSeq names its product EEIG family member 2 (gene EEIG2). Lineage: Eukaryota; Metazoa; Chordata; Lepidosauria; Squamata; Colubridae. The record is from RefSeq and is a predicted model, not a curated record.